AUGGACGCGACUGAGUCUCCCGCGACGAAUGCGUUCGCGCAUUUGACCAAAGUGCCGAUAGCUCAGCUUUCGCCUGAUCUUGAGAACUCGGCCCAGAAAUUUUUCCUUGCAGCUGUGGCACUUGUAUGGCCCUACUCCUCCUCAGCCAAAUGCGUGAGCCUUUUGCUGGUGGAGUCUGACGUCCGCCUGAGGCGCGACAAAGGACAAAUCAAAGUCACAUUUCAUGGGCAUAUUGCGGAAAAGAUCGCGGAAUCGCAUAUUGGGAUUGGGGAUACCGUUCGUCUGGCUUUGAAAGGCUCUAAGUUCGUCAACAGCGAAGGCAUCCCGCAAACUCCGGGAAGGUCUGUCGCAUGGGAUGCGCACUUCGAAGAUGGGGUGUCUCUAGAGGUACCUGCUCCCCACUCCUAUAUCCACCCUCGAUCAUCCGAUACAACAUUGACAAUAUCAGUUGCACCACAAGCGACAGCGCCGCAUGAAACCCAAAUCGCGCCGCCCACCACACCUGCUAGGAAUCCGAUCAAUCCCGGUCUUGACCUAGCUUCUAGUGCAGGCUCUUGGAGCUCACCGGCAUUCCUCAAGCCUACAAGAACCUCAUUUGGAGCAACGACUCAUUCCGCUUUCGACCCUUUCGCCGAAGAGGAUGGGUUUGUGCCGGGAAAGGGAAGAAAGAGGCCAAGAUACAGCUUGCAAAGAGACGACUGGCAAGUUCUGACUGGACCUGAAAUCCCGGAAGAGCAAGAAACCCCUGUUGAUUGGGAGAAGGCCUUGGAUCAAGCCAUUGAUCGAGAGCUCGCUGAGGCGGAGGCGACGAGUGAACCUUCGGACGAGCUUAUGGCCGAGCCCGAGGAACCUCCGACCUACAUGGAGGAUGCCUCAGAGGAGCCAGCCACAGAAUUCGCGAAACCUUCUCUCGAGCUAACGGACAGCAUCCUCGAGAGACGUGCCGGCGGGUCACACGACGUCUCAUCUCAUGAACAAGUUGAUAUUCACGGAAUAUCUUCUCAACUACCGACCGACACCCCCCAGCUCCGACCCGUCCCUUCUCCGGGGCUCCCAGUUCCCUCGCCACUCAUAUCUAGCCACACCGGCUCAGCCGAUUAUUUCCCGCCAUGGGCAGCGUCCUACCAAGCGCAAGAUACCCAGUCUGUUCCCACCGAGGUAGACAACAUAGCCAGCCCUCCAGAAUCUACCUUUGAGGCUCAAGAUACCGAAGUGGUUCAUUAUACUUCAACGGAGGUGGCGCAAUCAGCCGACCCUGAUGUUGGUCCCAUCGAGCAGGAACAUGUUCUUGAUGCCGGCUUUCUACUUCGGACCGAUGCAGCAUCACCUUCGAGCUCGACCGGCUCGCUUGUUGGCCAUGAGAUUGAAUCAAUAGACGAUACGGAGGCUGUUGAUGAGUCGGGGAUCGCUCAAGCUGACGUUGCCGUCGAGAUUACUGUUGACGAAGCUCAAGUACCGGACGAAGAAUGGCAGGAACGUACGUCCGACGAUGUUGUUCUGCCUCAUGGCCGUUUAGAUGCAGGCUCGGUCGCGGCGGAUAGUUUAGACGAUCAAGUUGAAGUGCUUGAGGGGUCCGCUACCGCUCAAACUGAUAUCGGUACUGAAAGUGGUACUGAACGUGCCGAUCACCAAGCUCAAAUAUCCAAUGAAAGGCCUCAUGAAGAUUUGGUCAACGAGAUAACCUCAAAUCGCGACCAGUCUGAGCCCGCUCUGGGCUCAGGAGAUGAACCGACCGUUUCCCCGGAAGUCAUCGCGGAGCCGGCUGCAGCUCAGGUUGCUGAUAUUGGCAUGGAAGAUGCCGGCAACACAUAUCCGGUCUCGGAAGAGCUGCAGCAAGCCAAUGUCCUCCUAUCCCGCGAACGUUCAAUCUUAUCCACCCACUCCGACGACGAGUCUGCAGAAGUUUCCGAUGGUAUUGAGGAAAUAAACGUGGCCCAAUCCAGUGUCAGCAUCGGAGCUGCCAGCGACAAUGCGAGAUCUUCUCGGGGUCCAAGCGAAAUUGGUGACAAUGAAAAUCGUGCGCCAGUACUUCAGUCGGGGGACUUGCCCCCUCCGCCCGCCGCCUUUGACCAGGAUGCCAUAGAUGCUCUCGAAAUGAUGAUAGCCACGCGCGAUGAAGAACUUGAGAAGAAAAGAAACAUGGGAGCAUCAACCACGAAUGAAGGUGAUAUAGAAGGUUCGCUUCUGGCCGAAGGGACUAUUGAUCCUGCGCCGACCCAGGGAUACAGCGAGGAAGAAGAUGAAGUGCUCGAGGAUGAAGAAGAGUACGAAGAGUCCCCGGGUGAUUACGAGUCUCGGUACGACUAUGAUGAGGAUAGACAAGACGAUGUCAGCGUCGACGAAUCCGGCGACGACGAAUCCGAGCCGCAACGAAACCUAGAUUCACGCACAGGAGCUCACGACGUCAUUGUGCUCGACAGUGACAGUGAUGAUGAGCCUGUCUCCAAUCAUCCAGCAGCCCCUACUUCGCAGUCUCCAGAUAGCGAGCUUCGCUCAUACCACUUCGAACCCGCAUAUCCAGCCGACGUUGAAAUGAGUAGACAGGAGAGCCCAGGUCCAUGGUAUGUCGAUGGAGUGUCAGACAAUCACAGAGCUGCGGAAGAAGAGUCCGACUCCGAUGAGUCCCACGAGAGCGAAGAAAGUGAGGAGCCGGAUUACAAUGAGCAAGAUGGCCGGGUCUACGAAAGUGACAUUGAGAGUGAUGUGUACAGUGAUGCGGAGGGUGAAUCAGCAGGAGAAUUAUAUGAAACAGGUCCUGUGUCCAGAACGCCACCUCUUGGCCCUGAUCGUCAAGAUGAAGAGGAAGUAGUGGCCGACGCAGAGCUCAUUGAAGAAACAGAGCACGUGGAAUCUGCUUCUGCGACCAGUCCUGACUCGCAGGUACAAGUGUCGGUCGAUCGGGAGUCUGGUGGGGAGCCACCAAGCAAUAUUGAUCCAAGUCUAUUCGAUACGGUUGAAGGACAACAUGAGAUUCAACCAGCUUCCGUCGAGGUCCCUGGCCGGCAGGUAUCACCGUCUGGUUCCGAAGGAGCCAGUACGUCUCCAGAUAGUGGCAGACAAUUUGAACCCCAUAUAUCUCCAUCGGUUGCGAAUGAUGUCGCGGAUUCACCGAGCACGGAACCGACAAUCGAAGGGCCAGCCCCCCUUGGCGGUUUACCCUCAUGGUCAUCUAUCAUGCCUCAGUCUGAGGGCCAACUCCUGACUCCGGAUCCCACCCAGGAGAAUGCGUUCCCUCGAGAACAACGCGAUGAUUCUGAGCCGAAUAUUACGUUCGUCGCCGAAGAGAAUGAACCCUCUCCUGGUCUGGGCGUAGUCCUGCCGUCUACUGGUUCGUUGGAGAUUGAGGGAGACAACUCUCUUGAGGCGGAAACUGUAGAAAUUGCAGAGCAAAUGCCCCGUCACGAACAUGACGAGGCGUCAACUCUUUCCGACGUCGUUCAGCCCGCAAUGUUGCCAACGACACCCAGGCGUAGCUCCUCCGCGGACGUACUGGUCAGCACUGAAACACCCAAAACACCGGCAUUAGUCAUUACACAGGCUCCAGGUCCUGACCGUCACGCCGCUGGACUACGUAGCAAGCUUUCUUAUUUCGCUCCGCUUGCUACCCUUUUCGACCAUUACAAUGCUUUGGUCGAUACCGUCUCAAUUGUGCACGAGGCUUCACCAAUAAACCGUGCGAAAUCAGGUUCAAAAGACUGGUUUGUGACCAUUGAUCUCACCGACCCCUCCUUGGCUGGCACAACCAUUCGUGCCCAGAUCUUCCGGCGCUACAAAUCCGCGAUUCCAUCACUAACUCAAGGCGUCGCUAUCUUGCUGCGCGACUUCAAGGUCCGUAGCCUCAAUCAUACCGCGAUGCUUGUCAGUGUUGAAUCCAGCGCCUGGGCCGUGUUCGACGGAUCGAGUCUGGAUGUUGAAGUGAACGGACCUCCUGUCGAAUUUGACUCGCAGGAGCGUGCCUUCGCGUCUGGCUUGCGUCGAUGGUACAGCGAGGCUGGCUCCGGUUGGAUCGCAGACCAUAUGCUCCAGGCCUCUAUCGAGAGGGACAGUUUGGAGCCUGACCUUGACCUUACGCCCAGCAGUCGAGCAGCAAGCGAGUCGAGCACCCCGGAUUCCAAGCGCGGCUCUCAUCGUAAACGCAGGGCUCAUCAGAGGGUCGCUAUUCAUGAGCUGCGGGAUGGCACUCGAUAUACCGAUGCCGGGUCCCCGAAUAGUCGGAACAGCAGUGUGCACGAGUUGCGGGACGGCACGUUGUAUGCCAAUCUUUGA
Molecule: messenger RNA, 4266 nt
Organism: Penicillium bovifimosum
Lineage: Eukaryota; Fungi; Ascomycota; Eurotiomycetes; Eurotiales; Aspergillaceae
Exons: 2
Coding region: 1-4266 (1421 amino acids)
Biological process (GO): telomere maintenance
Cellular component (GO): chromosome, telomeric region
Molecular function (GO): DNA binding
Source: RefSeq, a predicted model, not a curated record